Bufo gargarizans (Asiatic toad) is the source of this 3204-nucleotide messenger RNA. It is a transcript of the gene ACVR1C, whose product is annotated as activin A receptor type 1C. The transcript is spliced from 9 exons. Gene Ontology annotation, cellular component: activin receptor complex; plasma membrane. Lineage: Eukaryota; Metazoa; Chordata; Amphibia; Anura; Bufonidae. Gene Ontology annotation, molecular function: activin receptor activity, type I; ATP binding. Gene Ontology annotation, biological process: activin receptor signaling pathway; nervous system development; protein phosphorylation. The record is from RefSeq and is a predicted model, not a curated record. Bases 132 to 1622 code for a protein of 496 amino acids.
UGGAUGUGAUCAGAGCUUGGAAAGUGCCCGGGAGCUCCAGUCCUGCUGCUGCCCCAGCGUCCUGCUCCUCAGCUCGGAUAUCUCAUCUGACCCAGCCGGGGAAGGCAACUGCCUGCAGAUGAGUGGGCACCAUGCUGACCUCCGGGCUCCCUCCCUUGCCCCGGACCAUGACGGUACUCCUGCUGCUGGGAGCAGCCACCUUGUGCACAGGUCUCCAGUGCGUAUGCCUGAUGUGUGAUAGAACCAACUACACCUGCCACACAGAAGGAGCCUGCUUGACGUCGGUCAUGCUUACACAUGGCAAAGAAGAAUUCAUCAAGUCCUGCAUUUCUCUCCUUGAGUUGAAAGCUCAGGUUUACUGUCACAGCUCGAACAACGUCACCAGGACAGAGUGCUGCCUGUCCGAUUUCUGUAACAAUAAAACACUCCAUUUACCUGCUGCAGUCUCUACAAGCCCAUCCCAUUUCAGCCACGUGGAACUGUGGAUAUUGGUCACCAUUCCGGUAUGCGUCCUGGCUAUAGCCAUUAUGCUAACAGUCUACACCUGUCAGAGGCGAUACGGUGCCUACAAGAGAACCCGGCGGCAAUGCAUUGAAGAGCCCUUAACAGAUUGUAACUUAGACACAGAUGGGAAAUUCUUGAAAGAUCUCAUACACGACAUGUCAACAUCAGGAUCUGGAUCUGGUUUACCUUUGCUUGUCCAGAGAACCAUCGCAAGGACAGUUAUUAUUCAGGAAGUGGUUGGCAAAGGACGGUUUGGAGAGGUUUGGAGGGGAAAAUGGUGCGGAGAAGAUGUCGCUGUAAAGAUUUUCUCUUCACGAGAUGAAAGAUCAUGGUUCCGUGAAGCAGAAAUUUAUCAAACCGUGAUGCUGAGACAUGAAAAUAUCCUUGGAUUUAUAGCUGCUGACAACAAAGAUAAUGGCACAUGGACCCAGCUCUGGCUUGUGUCUGAAUAUCAUGAACAGGGCUCACUAUAUGAUUACCUGAAUCGAAACACAGUAACUAUUGGGGGAAUGAUGAAAUUAGCAUUUUCUGCAGUCAGCGGUCUUGCUCAUCUUCAUAUGGAAAUAGUAGGGACUCGAGGUAAACCCGCUAUUGCACACAGGGAUCUCAAAUCCAAAAAUAUUCUGGUGAAAAAGAAUGAGACGUGCGCCAUCGCUGACUUAGGACUGGCGGUAAAACAUGAUUCAAUUACAAACACGAUAGACAUCCCCCAAAAUCCAAGAGUGGGGACCAAAAGGUACAUGGCUCCGGAAUUACUUGAUGAUUCAAUAAACAUGCACCACUUUGAGUCAUUCAAAUGCGCAGACAUCUACUCUCUGGGCUUAGUAUACUGGGAAAUAGCCCGGAGAUGUUCUGUGGGAGGUGUUGUGGAUGAAUACCAGUUGCCUUACUACGAUAUGGUGCCUUCUGAUCCUUCAUUGGAAGAUAUGAGAAAAGUUGUUUGUGACCAAAAAUUACGACCCAACGUACCUAACCAAUGGCAAAGCUUUGAGGCUCUCCGAGUCAUGGGCAGGAUCAUGAGAGAGUGUUGGUAUGCCAACGGCAAGGCUCGCCUAACUGCGCUGAGGAUCAAGAAGACGCUCUCUCAGUUGUGCGUGGAGGAAGAUUUCAAGAUGUAACAUGGAGACCCCGACAAUCACGAGUCAUGGGGGGGGGGGGGGGGUGCGUUUGUAGUUGUGUUUGCUCUACCUCAAAAGUAACAAGUGCCAGACUGCAGAACCAAGGACACGUGGACUGGUUCGUAGUGGUUCGGAGCUGACUUACUGGUCUUUCUGAUGAGGUCCGUUGUCUAAAAACUGAGAAACAUAACCAUUAAAAGCAGGGCCUGCGUUAGCACCUGGGAAGAUGCCCACAAGGUCUGUGGCAAACUCAUGCUUUAUCCUUUGUCCAGCCCAGGGUAAGAGUAGCCAAGGGUCCCACCAUGACUUGGCGGCCCAUGGCUCAUCUGCACCUGGUGCCGGCCCAGACUUAAAGGCCAUACAGAAGUCAGCGCAUGCUUGCUGAGAUAUAUGUACAUAUACAAUGAGAAAUAGCAACAGCAUAAGCUUAUAAACAGGUAAAAUAUACAUAUAUUUUUUUUAGUGAAGAUUUUAAAUGUCCAGGUCAGACGUGCGCGGUGUGUAGAUAGUGAGACGCGGAGAUAUUUAAGAAGAUAUGAUGUUGAGUCAAUAUUUGUUUUUGACUGUAUUUUGUCUAAGGGAAGAGCUUUUGCUCACGUUAGUUUUUUUUCGUGUUAUAUUGCAAAUGGAGGUAUCAAACAAUAUAUAUACAUUUAUAUGCAGGAUAAAUCCAGACAUUCCAUAAUAGCGCUGGUUGCAGACCGCUAUUAAACUAACCAUGAGAAAGGCCACCACCACAGUUCUUAAAGGGGAGGUCUCAGAUUAGAGAAAAAGAGUUUGAUUUACUUUCAAGAACCACGGGGUGCGCUUGGGUGCAGCUCAGUUUUAUUCAUUUAAGGGCUCAUGCACAUGGAGGCAGCCUUUUUCACGGCCUGCAAAUCACAGACACCGGCCAUGUUUGUUCUGCAUUUUUCAGAACAGAACGUCCUGCCCUCUGUAGAACUGUCCUAUCCUUGUCGGUAAAAUGGCCAAGAAUAGAUAGAACAUGUUCUAUUUGUAAGGGGGGCCGCGGAAUGGACAUACGCAUGCAGAAAGCACACGGUGCGCUGUCCACAUCUUUUGCGGCCCCAUUGAAUGAAUGGGUCCACACCCAUUCCCACCCAAAAAUGCAGACAUUGUGUGCAUGAGCCCUUAAUGGGGAUGAGAUCCAAUGCAAGACACAUCCUAUGGACAGCAGUGGGGCUGUUUCUGGAGAAAAAAAAGUAUAAGACUUUUUUUUUCCUUUUUAAUCUUAUACAACCAUUCACCACUUCCCAGCUUGAGACAAGCGUCUUUCCCUAAGGCUAGAAUCACAUAUACAGUUUUUGUGGCAUUUUUUUAUAUUUUUUUUUGUAAAUGUAGCCAAAGCCACAGGUGGAAGAAGUAUAAGCUCUGCCUUUAUAGUUCCCAUGUCUUUUGAAUCCACUCCUGACAUGGGCUGAAAAACCGCAUCAGAACCUGCAGGUGUGAUUCCAGCCUGAUGGGGAACAUGGAGAAAUGGUGGGUGUUAGGCUACGUGCACACGAACGUUGUUUGUUUCCGUGUCCGUUCCGUUUUUAUUUUUUGCGGAUAGGAUGCGCACCCAUUUAUUUCAAUGGGUCCG